AUGGCCGGGCCGCGCGCAGGAAACUCGAGGGCCAACGGCGCCGCCAACGGGGACACGUCGAACAACAAGCAGUCACUCAACGAGCCCCUCGAUAAGGAGCUGUACGGCGGAAACAAUGGCGACUACGUCAGUUCCAUCGCCGUUGCCGACGACGACAACGACAUGGAGGACGUCCAACUGAAUGGCCGGAGCCUUGUCGGGCAGUACACAGCAUCCAAGGAGAUGAUGAACGAAUUCGCGCACGGCGAUGCGGGAGAGGCGGAUAUCCUCGACAGUCGCGAGAAGCAGGCUCAGAUCGCAUCACGCGAGACUGACUACCAGCGACGGCGAUUCGACCGCGCACUCUCUCCAUCGCGGGCAGAUCCGUUUGCCAAGGAUGGCGAAGACGGUGGCCAGUCGUACAAGGACGUGAUGAAGCAGCGCGAGUUUGAGCGCGAAGAAGCGCGUGUAAAGAAGUUGAUCGAGGAGAAGGAAAGGACGGGGGGGAACGAGGUACUUGACCACAAGCCUACGCUCAAAGACGAUGAGUCUACUCCCGUCGAUGGCGACAAGACUCCGCCGAUGAAGAAGACUCGCAAGAGGAGACGGUGGGACGAGGCUGGCGACGCCGAAACCCCUGCGAUCAAGGAAGAGGCCGACGGCGUCAAGGUUGAGUCGGAGCCCAAGAAGCGGUCGCGAUGGUCACCUGCACCCGAGGACGACAAGGUCGAGGCCGCUCAGCCAACCCGAUCACGUUGGGAUACCACUGCUGUAGCCCCUGCCAGCACGGCAACACCCGCUCCCGCUGCGAACGGCGCCCGUCCAGUUGCGCAGACAUUCGCAUUCGGUACCGACAUCUCGAACCGCAAUGCUCCCCUCUCCGAUGAGCAGCUCGACAUGAUGCUUCCUGGUGAAGCCGAAGGAUACAAGGUCCUCGAGGCACCUCCAGGGUACGAGCCAGUGCGGCGGCCGGUGGGCAUGCCCGCACUUCCAACAGGAUACCAGGGUUUCUUGAUCCCAGAAGCAGACAACAGCUUGGCUGCCAUGGGCAAGCAGCUGCCUACAGAGAUUCCUGGCGUUGGUGAUCUGCAGUUCUUCAAGAAUGAGGACAUGAAAUACUUUGGAAAGCUCACAGAUGGUGCAGACGAGAAUGAGAUGACAGUGGAGGAACUGAAAGAGCGCAAGAUCAUGCGACUGUUGCUCAAGGUCAAGAACGGAACGCCGCCUAUGCGAAAGACUGCACUUCGACAACUAACAGACAACGCCCGGCAAUUCGGCGCAGGAGCUCUCUUCAACCAGAUUCUGCCACUACUGAUGGAGCGCACGUUGGAGGAUCAGGAGCGCCAUUUGCUUGUCAAAGUUAUCGAUCGUGUUCUUUACAAGCUCGACGACCUUGUCCGACCCUACGUUCACAAGAUCCUCGUUGUUAUUGAGCCUCUUCUUAUCGACCAGGACUACUAUGCACGUGUCGAAGGUCGGGAAAUUAUUUCCAACCUUGCAAAGGCUGCUGGUCUCGCCCACAUGAUCAGUACAAUGCGUCCAGAUCUAGAUCACCAAGACGAAUACGUCCGGAACACUACCGCUCGAGCCUUCGCCGUCGUCGCAUCCGCCCUAGGUAUCCCCGCUCUCCUCCCCUUCCUCCGAGCUGUAUGUCGAUCCAAAAAGUCGUGGCACGCGCGUCACACUGGCGUGAAGAUUGUUCAGCAGAUUCCUAUAUUGAUGGGUUGUGCUAUUCUCCCUCACCUCAAGGGACUCGUGGAGUGCAUCGGCGAGAAUUUGAACGACGAACAGCCAAAGGUCCGCAUGGUCACAGCUCUUGCGCUUGCUGCCCUGGCCGAAGCUGCCAGCCCGUACGGUAUCGAGUCCUUCGACGACAUCUUGAAUCCUCUUUGGACCGGAGCUCGUCGCCAACGUGGUAAGGCUCUUGCAUCUUUCUUGAAGGCUGUCGGUUAUGUUAUUCCGCUCAUGGACGAGGAGUACUCCAACUACUACACGAGUCAGAUCAUGGAAAUUGUCAUCCGCGAGUUCCAAUCACCCGACGAAGAGAUGAAGAAAGUUGUGCUCAAGGUCGUUUCCCAGUGUUCAAACACUGCAGGUGUAACACCAGUCUACCUCAAGGACAAUGUUCUGCCUGAAUUCUUCAAGCAUUUCUGGGUGCGCCGUAUGGCUCUCGACAAGCGCAACUACCGACAGGUGGUCGACACCACUGUGGACUUGGCCCAGAAGGCCGGUGUUGCUGAGAUAGUCGGCCGCAUUGUCAACAACAUGAAGGAUGAGAACGAAGCAUACCGCAAGAUGACGGUCGAAACUGUUGACAAGGUCAUCAGCACCCUCGGAGCUCAUGAUGUCGACCAGCGUUUGGAAGAGCAGCUAAUUGAUGGUGUCCUCGUCGCUUUUCAGGAUCAGACUAUCGAGGACCCUAUUGUCAUCGACGGUUUUGCUACGGUCGUCAACGCACUGGGUGAGCGUACAAAGACUUACCUACCUCAGAUCGUCGCGACGGUUCUCGCUAGGCUUAACAACAAGUCCGCUACAGUUCGCCAGCAAGCGGCGGACCUUAUCUCCCGAAUCACUUUCGUGAUGCAGAAGUGCGACGAGGAUCCACAGCUCAUCAAGCUUGCGCAGGCGCUAUAUGAAUAUCUUGGUGAGGAGUACCCUGAGGUCCUUGGGUCCAUUCUUGGUGCUCUGCGCGCUAUUGUCACAGUCGUUGGUCUCCACGCUAUGCAACCGCCUAUCAAAGAUCUGCUGCCUCGUCUGACACCCAUUCUUCGCAAUCGACAUGAGAAGGUACAGGAGAACACCAUCGAUCUGGUGGGACGCAUCGCUGAUCGAGGCGCAAACUAUGUCAACCCUCGCGAAUGGAUGCGAAUCUGCUUCGAACUUUUGGACAUGCUCAAGGCUCACAAAAAGGGUAUCCGUCGUGCUGCCAACAAUACUUUCGGUUAUAUCGCCAAAGCCAUCGGUCCUCAGGAUGUGUUGGCUACCCUUCUUGGUAACCUCAGAGUCCAAGAGCGACAGUCUCGUGUCUGUACUGCCGUCGCUAUCGGUAUCGUUGCAGAGACCUGUGCGCCCUUUACUGUCCUUCCGGCCCUUAUGAAUGAAUAUCGCGUGCCGGAGCUCAACGUUCAGAAUGGUGUACUCAAGUCGUUAUCCUUCAUGUUUGAGUACAUUGGCGAGAUGGCGAAGGACUACGUCUACGCUAUCACACCACUUCUCGAGGAUGCUCUCAUUGAUCGAGACCAAGUGCACCGACAGACUGCUGCUUCGGUAGUCAAGCAUGUUGCUCUUGGUUGUGUCGGUCUCGACUGUGAAGACGCGAUGAUUCACUUGCUCAAUCUCCUUUGGCCAAACUUGUUUGAAACCAGUCCUCACGUCAUUGACCGCAUCAUUGAGGCUAUUGAGGGUGUCCGCAACGCCAUUGGUACUCCGCUCGUCAUGAACUACGUUUGGGCCGGUCUCUUCCAUCCAGCUCGCAAGGUGCGACAACCUUACUGGCGCAUCUACAACGAUGCUUAUGUUCAAAACGCCGAUGCCAUGGUUCCAGCUUACCCAACAUUUGAGGAGGACGAGCUUAUCAUGUACAUCACAGUAUGGUUGGAUCGGAGUAUGCGGCGUUACAAGCACGCUGAGAUAAGGGAGCGUUUCCGUGAAGUUAUCCCAUCUUUCCCAGCUUUUGAUCGUUGCAACAAGAAACCGGAGUACGCUUCCUCAUUACUAGGCCGGGCGUCCUAUUUUGUCAUACGCUCUUGA
This is a messenger RNA of Alternaria alternata, 3729 nucleotides long. Its product is annotated as splicing factor 3B subunit 1. Lineage: Eukaryota; Fungi; Ascomycota; Dothideomycetes; Pleosporales; Pleosporaceae. Gene Ontology annotation, molecular function: mRNA binding. Gene Ontology annotation, biological process: spliceosomal complex assembly. The transcript is spliced from 4 exons. Gene Ontology annotation, cellular component: U2 snRNP; catalytic step 2 spliceosome; U2-type prespliceosome. The coding region runs from base 1 to 3729 and encodes 1242 amino acids. The record is from RefSeq and is a predicted model, not a curated record.